Cottoperca gobio is the source of this 5100-nucleotide messenger RNA. It is a transcript of the gene camkk2, whose product is annotated as calcium/calmodulin-dependent protein kinase kinase 2. Lineage: Eukaryota; Metazoa; Chordata; Actinopteri; Perciformes; Bovichtidae. Bases 208 to 1992 code for a protein of 594 amino acids. Gene Ontology annotation, biological process: CAMKK-AMPK signaling cascade; protein phosphorylation. The transcript has 18 exons. Gene Ontology annotation, molecular function: ATP binding; protein serine/threonine kinase activity. The record is from RefSeq and is a predicted model, not a curated record.
AUCACAACAUCAAGUAUCAGUCCGCUCUCCGUCUCAACUGCUAGCUAGCUGUCGCGGUACAGACGCUACUUACACCGCAGCUGAAGGAGCACAGGAAACCUCGUAAUUUCUCUCUUGUAGCCUAAAAAACACUUUGAGGCACCAAUUCCUCCAGAGGCUCCCAUCUGAUGGAGCAGUGGUUGUCAGUCUUUGUGAAGAAGAGGCACCAUGUUUCCUUGUCACGUAAGCUCCUGGCCCUCUGCUGAGCCGCCUGCCUCCUGCGGUCAUGCGCCCCCAACACAGGCCUCGAAACCCCUGCCAGAUCUGCUGUGCAGCUGUCCUGCUCAACCUAUGAACACGCACUCUGAGACGCCCUCCCCAGACCCCAUGGAGUCCCUCAUCGUGGUCACGGAGUAUGAACCCAGCAGACCGUCCGGAGAGGCUGGGGAGGAGGAGGUAGAAGAAAUGGACAGCUCUGAGAUGCACGAGCCAGCUUCCUCUGUGGCGGCAUCUUUCCAGACUCCUUCCUGCGACCUGCUGUCCCACACAGUUGGCCGGUCGGAGGCUCUGCUACCCGAACCCCAAGAGCAAAGGGGAAGAUUAAACCUGUCGGACCGUAAACUAUCUCUGCAGGAGCGCUCGCAAACUGCAACAUCACCGUGCAGCUCACCGGGACUCAACGGGCGUCAUAUUUACCCGUCAUUACCCUACUCUCCCAUCACGUCACCCCACUCCUCUCCACGCAUGCCCCGCCGGCCCACUGUGGAGUCCCACAGUGUUUCCAUCACAGACCUCCAGGACUGUGUUCAACUCAACCAGUACAAGCUGAAAGAUGAGAUUGGAAAGGGCUCCUAUGGUGUUGUCAAGCUGGCCUACAAUGAGGAUGACAACACAUACUAUGCAAUGAAGGUGUUGUCCAAGAAGAGGCUGAUGAGGCAGGCAGGUUUCCCACGGAGACCUCCCCCUCGUGGAGCCAAAGCAGCCCCUGAGGGCCCCCCUCAGCUCAAAGGACCCCUGGAGCGGGUCUAUCAAGAGAUUGCCAUCCUGAAAAAGCUAGACCAUUCUAAUGUGGUGAAACUAGUAGAGGUUUUGGAUGACCCCAGUGAGGACCAUCUGUACAUGGUGUUUGAGCUGGUCAAGCAAGGGGCUGUGAUGGAAGUGCCUAUGGACAAACCUUUCAGUGAGGACCAGUCACGCUUUUACUUCCAAGAUCUGUUGCGGGGAAUCGAGUAUUUACAUUACCAGAGGAUCAUCCACAGAGACGUCAAACCGUCUAACCUGUUGGUGGGAGAAGAUGGACACAUCAAGAUAGCAGACUUUGGAGUCAGUAACCAGUUUGAGGGGGCUGAUGCUCUCCUGACCAGCACAGUGGGAACACCUGCUUUCCUCGCACCUGAAGCGCUCUCUGAGACCAGAAAGAACUUCUCUGGAAAGGCUUUGGAUGUUUGGGCCAUGGGAGUGACGCUUUACUGCUUCGUCUUUGGAGUGUGUCCAUUUAUGGACGAGCGCAUCGUUAGUCUUCAUCAGAAAAUCAAGACGCAACCUGUGGAGUUACCUGAACGCGCUGACAUCUCAGAUGAUCUCAAAGAUUUGUUGCUGAAAAUGCUGGACAAGAAUCCAGAGACCAGAAUAUCAAUCCCACAGAUUAAGGUGCACCCGUGGGUGACGAGGCACGGUGCCGAGCCUCUUCCUCCGGAGGAUGACAACUGUUGUAUGCUGAUUGAGGUGACCGAGGAGGAGGUGGAGAAUUCUGUCAAACACAUCCCCAGCCUGGCUACAGUGAUCCUGGUGAGAACUAUGCUCAGGAAGCGCUCCUUUGGAAACCCCUUUGAUUGGGCCCGUAAAGAGGAGCGCAGCAGUUUGGGUGCUCCGGGGCAAACGCUCACGAAAGGCAGAGCAGGCAAUGUGAGAUACUGCUACAUUCAUUGUAACCAAAGAAGGAAACAGGAGAGCGGUGAUGGCAUGAGGACUUUGGACCUGCCCUUCGUGGGAGAGGAUGAGGCUCUUUCCUGAUGCAGAGGGUUCAUCACGCACGCUGGUAUCUCGCUGUUUUACACUGGCAGCCUACACCUGUGUACAUUUCCUCGGAGGUGGACGCGUGGCGGACGCAGAAGAAGAAGAGAAAUGAAGGAUCCAAGAAGAAUUUAAAAGCUUUUUUGUGUCCUCUUAUAAAGGCUCGGUUUAAGGGGUUGUGAGACUUGAGACUCUCCCAUGGGAACCUUCUCUUAUUGCCCGUGCCACUCCCCUCCUCUUCAUCCCGCAUGCAUUUAUAGUCCGAGCAUGCUUUGUCUCAGGCUUCAACUGUACAGUUUUGUGUUGUCUUGUAGUCACUUGUGUUUCUCCUUGUCCUUUGAUUGACAAUUCUUUCAGGUAUUCAGGGCACGGGAACAGGCGGCGGUUACCUCUCUUUAGUAGAGCAGGUUUUCUUGACAAUGAUUGUCUGGUUCACUCUGCUUCAGAGGAGCAGUGCCCAGUUUUGUAACAUGUUUUAAAGGGAAGAAUCUGUACAGUUUUCCCCAAAUGGAAAAAAAAUGGGGAAUGAAAAAAUGUUUACUUCAUUGAAUGCAUGUGUUUACGUUCCCAAUGCAAACACUCUAUAACCUAUUUAUAAAAUAUUUGCACGCUCAUAGACACACUCGUUUGGCGCAAUUGUUUUUAAAGGCUCAUUAUGAAUUUACUACAAUCAAUAGAAAGCUUUAAAAACAGUUGAUGUAGUGAAGUGUCAAACUUACGUCAACGUUGAUUUGAGGUGUUUUCUGUAUAUUGUUUCCUUCAUCCAGCUACAACGUAUUGAGUAAUGAAGGAACUGAUCUACCAAAUGCAUACGAGAAAAACAGAAUGUGUUUCUGUCAGCGAGGGUUCAAAUGGUUUUGUUUUUAAUCUGCACUUCAGUUCUCUCCAGGAGUUGUGAGUUCCACAUGUUUCAACUGUGUCAUUUAUCAGUUUCACUUCUCAAAGUGGAUGUUUGUAUGUAGACUGAAAACAGAACAUCAUGACUGUUGAGCCUCACGUUGAAAUUGUGAACGUUGUUGUUUUAUUUGUUUUGUAUCGUAAGAAUUACCGGUGUUCUUUUUAAAGGCGCACAUUUUCAAGACACCAAAAACUUCAAUUAUGUCUCAUUUUGUAAAGUAUAUUACGGUAACUUGAAGAAAACAAACCUUUAAGCUAUUUGUUCCUGGAGCUGGCUGCCCAAGUGGGUUUUGAGAAGUAAGCAUAGUGGAGCUGCAGACUUUUUGUACAAAUCUAUGCACGACAUAUCUGUAGAGACGUUGAACUUUAAAACCGUUGUGAUCUUUGAUCGGAGGAGAAGGCCACUCUGCAAAUAUUUCAAAUUAGUUAUGAAUGACUUUUUAUUGUAUUGAUGAGUUUCACUUCAGAUGAUCCCAAAGCAGUACAUUUGCAUUUUUCCACCUUUUUUUUUUUCCUUUUAUUGAUCUUUAAUUUGUCUCAGUGUUUUUGUAAGUGUAGAAAAAAGCAUUUGCUCCAACGUAGAAUAUUGACACACUAUUAAUUAUAACGUUUAAUGCUUCCACACACUAGUUAUUCAGCACUUAUGUGUUGAAGGUAUGAAAAAGGGACUCGUCUACUCGUCGGACUAGCACUAUGCAUAUGAUGUGUCUUUGUGACACAUCUGGCAGAUUGUCACAUACAGUGGCUGGAUGUGGUUGACUGAUUCUAAUGUAUUUUGUGCUUACGCAAUGUGUUUUCCAGAAAGAUGCAACUAAGUCGUGCUCCUUACAGCAUAGUGCUGCAAAUCGAGACUUCUAAAUGACAGCCAAUGAUCUCUUUUAAUGCCCAGGAUUUAGCCAGUGAAUUAAUUGCGGAAAUGCCUCAAUUUGUGUUAUACUGUGAAAUGUUACCUCAUUUAAACACAUGCAGGAGAAGUUUGACAUUCUGACUAAGUUGCUAUUGUUAUCUAAGAUAAAGUGUUUACCUUGAAGAAAUCAAGACAGGUAAUUCCCCUUCAAUAUUUUAUACAUACAAUAUUUAAACGUGUAGUUUGUUUCCACACCGUCUUUGCCCAUUCUUGUCAGAAGGGCCAGACGAAGUGAUUAACCUUUAUUGUUCACAUGGUUUUGCAUCCUGUAGUGUAAAUUGAUUUGAGCUUUGGGGGCUCUUUUCCCCUAACGCAUGCCAACAUACUGAACAAUACACCAUUGUAUUGUCAUAGCAUGAGAGGUCCUUGACAACAAAACAGACUAUUAAUUAUUCUAUACAUACCGUAUCGUGUUCAUCUUUGAAUAAACAUAUUAUUGCCUUUCCGCAAUGUUUGUGGUCUGAAUGUUGUUGAGCUUUGUGUUAACAGUUCAAGAAGUUCCCCACUAGUGAGUGCUGUGUACCGUAAUGUUUCCGAAGCUGUGGGAUACUGUUGAGAGGCUGAAUAUCACAUCAUGUUCUUUUCCUGUAUAUGACGAAAGCACGUUUUCUACAUCUGCCAUUUUCUUCCAACUGCUUUAAGUGUAAUGCAUUUAAACAUCUUCUGCAUUCAAACUGUGCUAUUUAGUUUGGACAUUUCUUUUUUUUUUUUUUUACAAGAUUUCCUAGUUUAUAUAUAUUUAUUUUAUGUUUUUAACCCAUUAUUUAGACAGACAGUGUUUUAUGUGUUUAGUGCAUUUUUUGAGGUUACUCAUUUAUUACAUUUGUGUUAACACAAUAGAAAAUCUAAAUGCAUUUAAAUCAGGAGCACCUGCCUUAGUGACUGAAGCUGUAGUUCCUCUGAUUGCCACUAGAUGCUGCGGUCAUGAUGUCAUGACUAGAUGAUGCUCACUAAAAGAAGUUCAAAUUGUGUGCAAGAAAAGAAAAAUAGAGUGUGACCUUAUCAUUAUGAAUCAGACUUUAGAUAUGUGUCUCUCUCGCUUCCAUUUUUAUAAUAAUUUUUUUGGAAAAUAUUUCAAUAUGAAAAGUAAAUAAAUUUGUGUCCUAAAAAGCUUCAAAUGAGAAGAAAGAAUAUGUUAACAAAUCAAUCGGUCAUAUACCAACAAUGAAAAUAUGUUCUCACAUAUUCUCCUAUCAACAAGGUGAUGCAUAAACCUCCUGUUGAAAGGUUCUCCUAAAGAUUUUUCUUAAUGUGUAAGAUACUCAGUGAUGAUUUAAAUGCUGCAUUAAAGUUCAUAAUCAUGA